CGACCGUCACCUGGCCGCGCGGGCCCUGCCGCCGUUCGGGCCGCCGAACGCGGGGCUGAACGGGGGCGGCCCGGCGGCAGGUGGCAGCCCCGCUCCUCCCGCGCCGCCCUUUCCGGGAGGCGGCGGGGCCGCGCCCGGGCCGCCGGGCAGGUGAAGGAGGCGGCGGCAGCGGCGCUGCCCCUCACUGAGGUGACAGGAGGGGCCGCUAUGAGGCUGCUCUUGCUGGCGUGCCUCCGAGCGCAGACCGGCAACGCCACCACCGCCGCCAGGAUACAGGAUCAUCUAAGUGCUGCAGGUCAUAUCUGUGUUCUUAAAGAUGCUUUCAUGUAUGAAAGUCCGACUGAAAUAGCAAAUCUAACCUCCACAGACAAGUUUGAUGCAGCCCUGGCCAUUCAUCUUUAUAAAGCAGGCAGACUUCUGCAAGGUAGCAGAAUUCCUUUUGGAAUCAUCUUUGGUGGGACAGAUGUAAAUGAAGAUAUCAAAUGUGAAGAGAAACAUCGAGUAAUGGGAGCAGUGCUAGAAGAAGCCAGGUUUGCAGUAGCUUUCACGAUGAAAAUGAAGGAACUGGCAGCGGCAGAGUGGCCAGAUGCUAGGAAGAAAAUAUAUGUACAAACUCAAGGAAUUAAGACUACACCCAGUGAAACAUUUGACUGGUACAGAUUUCUACAAAAUGCAGACAUUCCUACAGAUACAGGCAGUUUACACAUGUUUCUUUUGAUAUGCGGACUUCGAAGAGUCAAAGAUCCUCUGUAUUUAGUAGAUGUAUUUUCAGAUUGGCACAGAAAGGACCCCAGUGUCCAUCUGGGUAUAAUUGGACCUGCAGUUGAUCCACUUUUUGCAAGUGAAAUUAAAGAAAAAGUUAAAAGGGCACCUGGAGUACAUUUAUUACGGGAGAUGCCACAAGAUGAUCUUCAUGCUGCUAUGAAAAGGUGCUUUGCUGUGGUGAAUAGCUCCAUUUCAGAGGGGAUGUCUGCUGCAAUUCUGGAGGCAAUGGAUUUAGAUAUUCCAGUGCUGGCAAGGAACAUUCCUGGGAAUGCAGCAAUAAUAAAACAUAAGGAAACAGGACUGCUAUUUUCAGAUCCCCAGGAGUUUGUUGUGCUGUCCAAGAGUUUGAUGAAUGACCCCAUUAUGGAAAGAGAAAUUGUAACAAUGGCCAAAGACUACGUGAAGAACCAUCAUUCAUGGGAAAGUGAAAGAAAAGCCUAUCAGGAUCUUGUCCUAAGACUCCAGUGAAUUGCAACACUACGGUUGAUACCCAGCAGUCUGUGUAGAGCACCUUAAUGAUGGAUAUGUAAUUAGAUUUGGGUUUCUCUUGGUUUCUUUUUAGAAGAGAUAGUAAGACACAUGUUAUUAUUCUAUUCAAACACACCAAUAUCACAGGACUUGGCUGCUACUUCAAACUGUCAAAUUUAUCUAAUUCACUACACUGUCUCUAGUGUACCAAUUCAUCUCAGGCCGGUAUCAUUUUGUAGGAUCACAUAGGAGAAAAAUACUCCUUGAGCAGACACAAAAUUUUUGUUGUUGUAAGGCCUCAAGGGGAGGAUGAUUUCUUGUACACAGUGGAGCAAUUCACCACAUAGAGCUUACAUCAAAUGAUCAUGUUGCAUCCUCACCAAACUACAGUAGCGGUUUUCUUUCCAAUUAUACCAAUCUGAAUGUAUUCCGGUCCAUGUGACACACAGGUAUAUGUUCAUAAAGCCAAGAUUAAUUACGUAAACAGAGGAUAACAUUAUUAAGUUGAAAGCUUUCUAAAGACUGAAAGAUCAAUGUAUCUGUUGACUGCAUAAUGAUCGGGGGCCAAAAAGCAAACGCAGUGUUGGUACUUGGGGAACGUGAGGAGUAUAGGGCAUGUUUUGUAUUGCCCUUGAGGUACCAGAAUUGCUUUCUGAUCAGCUGAUAUGGCUGAACUGUCCUAUGCCAGCUUUUUCUAUUGGGUCCUGGGACUAGAGCAGGAAGGUUGGCACAGCACCUGGCAGCCGUACGUGGCUUCACGUUCCAGAGCUGCAGGGUGCUGCCCGCAGCGGCAAGACGUGCUUGCAGACAGAGACGCUUUGUUACAUAAACUACCUCUUCGUUUGCCACUUUCUUUGGUACCUCUGUGAUUUACUUAUUUACUAAAAGAUUUAUGAGAGCUGUAAAAAGGGAUUCGGGGGGGGGGAGGUAUUUUCAAUUUACUAUGUAUUUUGGUACUAUUCAUUCUCGUUUGUGGCUUUCAGGAUAUAUUGUAAUAUACGGCAGGAGGGUAUUUUGAAGUGAGACUUAUGUGUGCUUGAAGUCCAUACUAAUAAUUCCUGCCAGCCCAGUGAUUAUGAACAUAUCUUUGAAUCAAUAAUUGGUCAUCAAAGGCCUUACAUUUAUAGAAGAAAAAAAAGGUCAUAUUUUUAACUACUUGUUAUUAGGAAAAUCUGUUUGCUUUGUAUAGGCUUGAUCCUGCCCCAGUGAGAACCAGUGAGAUGGUUUCUAUUGAUUGGAAUGGCUGUUGUGUUAGACUUUUCUGUGUAAUAAUGAAGUUCACUGUGUAUUUUAAGCUUCCCUCUUUAUUUUUGAUGUUUUGCAACUGUUGGGACAGUAAACAAGAAAGUAAUUUGAAUGUCGUAUAUUGACUUCUCCAAAAUUUUCCCCCCUUUUAUUGUAACAGGCUUCUGCUCCGCAUUGCCUUCGAUAACACAGUCCUCAAGGGCAAAACUGUCCUAAUUUGAAAUCCAAGAAUUGCUGCACUCCCUGUUGAGCACGUUUUUCCUAAUUAUUUCCGGCAUGUUCUUUGACGUUCUGGGAUGUAAGUACAACUCUGCUAGUUCUCAGCGUACAAGCCACCAGCCGAUAUCUACCACUGCCCAGUUUCUAAAUCUGCAACGUUAUCGGACUGUUGGGUUUUCCCUGCUGUCUCAGGAGGAGCCAUAGUUCUUUGGCCAUCUCCAUUACCAGUGAGGCCUCUCGGGGGAUUGCGGCGUCUCUUUUGGCCACAGCAAGCUCUAUACUACAGGAAGAACCCCUACGCCAUGGAUUUUCAGCACGGCAUACGUGGUGUGGGACCUUUAUAGGCAAAAGGGGAAAAAAAGACCAUUUAUAGUUAAGUGAGCCAACUGCAGGGAGUCCUAUUCCUCUCAAAACAUCUCACAGAUCUCUGCCGGUGUAUCCCUGAUAAUCUGCUUGUUUGGCUUUGAUCCUUAGCCAUUCCCCUACCCCGCUUCCUAUAGUACUGGUUGUCUUCUGAGAAAUACAGGUUAUUAAACACAAAUAAACAAAUACAUAAUGUGGGAUAGGCAUUGAGCUAAUGGUAAAUGAUUAGUAAUAAUAACAAUUAGAUAGCUUUUUCUAAAGCGUGAUAUAUUUACUACCAAGCUAUAAGCAACUAAAUACAUUGACCUGGAAUUUGCAGUAUUUCCAGCAAAACAAAACAUGUUCAAGUGAGAAAUUCUGCUACACCCUCAGAAUGUAAUUAACAUACGAUUUUUCAGGCUGUAUUUAAUCUAUAAAUAUGAAAUCUGCAUCUGGGAAACAGCAUGCUCAUUUGCAUGUGAUAACAAUACCAGAAGCACAAACAACCCUUCUGCAAUAUAUGCAUUAAGAAAAAAAAAAGGAAAACAACCAAAACAGCGGUGAGAUCAGCCCUCAGGAGCGUUUUACAGUCAUCAAACGAGGCAGCGUUCAUCAAUCAAGGGCAUUCAGCUUUGAUAUCAUUUAUCACAUGGGCUUGUGUUCUGCAACAUGAAGCCUGUCUAUUAAGGCUAAAAGGUUGGAGCAACAACUGGUAGGGAAUCUCUUCAUAAUAAAUUGCUAUUGAAUUUAUAUUUUAAAUUUCAUCCAGUCUUAUGUUCCAGGUCCAUAAAUAUUCAAUGAGUCUUGUAAGUCCUUGUAAAGAAAAUAUUAGACCCAUGCAAGCAAUUUUAGGUAUAAUUAUCUUUCAAGCAACUUCACUCAAAUGGUUUUACAUUUAAGACUGAUCCUUUUGUUGUCCUGCAGCCCUAAUUAUAGUAUUUAUCUUCCCCCUUCAAAGCCCCAUUUCUUAUCCUAGCAGCGUUUUAAGCAAGCACACCUCAAUGAGAUACAGAUACAGCUCCAAAAAUAGCACUUGUUCUGUUCGCAGGAAAAACCUGCAUUGUGCAUUUACCCCGCGGCUAAUUCUGUAUUUCAAGACCUUGAAAUGUACUGUUAAUUAAUCCAAUUACAUGCAUUUUAUUUUGCAAUUAAUUCUGCCAUUGAAUCCUCAGGAACUGAAUGAAAGCAGUGGACCUAUACAAUGGGUACUACUAUGCUGUUUCCUUUCUUGGCACGAGUACUUCAGACACGGAGACAAUUUGGUAGUGUGUGGCAAAACCCGGCUCGAGCCUGUGGUGUGUGGAAUGAGAGCUUCCUGAAUUAGGAUUUUAUUUUAAUUAGCCCUACAGCAUACAUACUCCAAUUUUUAGAGUUAGUUUCUACAUUCCUGUUAGAGACUUAACCAGUGUAUGCCCUAAGAACACUGAUAGUGAGUUACGUCUUCCCAUUUUUGUCUGCUCACAGGCAAAACCUUACUGUUGGCUUAAGCCAGUGAGGAUUUGCCAGCUCCCACCUCCGCAGUCUUGGCUCUGCUGUUCUCCCCGGGGAGCGGAGCCCACACUGCACUGCCCUCCGCUCCUCCCGCCGGAGACAGCGUCAAUGGGCAACUGCUCCUACCCCUCACGUGGGUCUGGGUAGGAAGAAAGGGGGGGGGUCUUCGCUUCCUCGAGCGAGCACAGAAUUCGUCAGAUUCCUGUCCUUUGCCAAUAGCGCGAUCACCAGCUGGCGCUGAACCCCGGCCUUUGGAAAACGGAUUGUACUGAUCUGAACUAGCUUAUCUUACCAAGAACCAGAGCGCCUUACAGGUGGACGGUGCAACGUGCACGGAGGAAAAGAAUGUGGUCUGAUAGAACUGGGGAAAGGAUUUGUAUAUAUAUCUCUAAGGAUUUAAAGAAAACAAAAGUUCAGUUUUUCUCUUUGGAUUCAUCACAGCUCAUUUUACAAAUAUUUAGAGUAUUUUAGACUUCAGAAAUCAUGAAUGAAACAAAAAGCAGCAGCGGAAGGAUCCAGCGUAUGACUAUAUAUAUCUGAAGGGACUUAGCUCCAAAAAUAAUUAAAGUGACAUGGCAUUUAGAGCAUUAACAUUUGAAAUUCAGCUUUUGCACAGUUGACUGUUGCAGUCGUUAUCAGGGAUGCCAAGGUUUGCAGGACUCCUGUGUGUUCAGCCGUGGUAGCUUGGCUGAGCCAACAGCUUAAUUCAGAGCCCUCUGGGAUGCCACUUUGGGAUUCAGAGCCCCUUGGGAUGCGAUUUGCAGUCUGAUGCUGACCAUUGUGAUUUCAAGUUCUAACAGAACCUCAAACAGAGCCUCAAACCUCUAACAGAGCCCCAAAUUAGCAAAAGGUAGUUGCUUGGUGAUCUCAGGGAAAUUAGUUUUGAUGGUUUGCUUUUAACUUCCUUGACGUAUCAGAACUUAAAGACUGUUGUCGAAAGAAAAUGUUAAAUUGUAUAUCGAAAGGUUUAAAAGUAUUUGUGGUCCUUCAGCAGAUCGGUGACCGUCAACUCAGCCUGAGUGUUAAGCAAUCCAAACAGCUGCAAAUGCUACCUGUAUGUUUAAUGAAUGCACAAGUACAUCAGACUUCUUUUUUUCAGCAUAUUUUCUCCUGUCUAUUGGGCUCAUAACCCGUUCUGUCCCUUUUUCUCCUCUCAGUCUUUUUAAUCUUUUGGUCAAGAACCAUUCCAUGUGAAAAUAAAGAAACAGUUUUGUCAAAGGCUUGUCAGAGGAGAUGGGUGCUUCCAUGUGGAAAUCAAUCAUUUAAUGGCUCAGUGGGAUCUGAGCAUUUUUUUUCAUUAAGUUGUCCAAAGUAAUUUCAUCACUCCAGAAUUUAUUUCACUUCCACCCUCCUCUGGCUGGUUGGUCCAAGCCCAGUUGCUUUAAUGUUUGAAGCUUAAAUCCCGUGUAAGAGCAGGUCUCUGUAGCCUGAGCUGCAACUGCCUGGCAUCUCCUGGCGCACGUCCCACUAUUCCGAGAUGCCGUGGGUACCUGGGGUUCUGCCUGACAUAGCCAGAGGAAAGGCUACAUCUUCCAAAGUCUUAACUGCAUUUAGAAUUUUAGCGUAAAGGAUCUACUAUCAAAAAAAAGAUUUACGGUCACCAAUAUAAGACCAAACUAAGAUAAACCCAGGAUUUCUAAUUUUUUUAAAAAACAAUCUAAAUUUUCUAAAAGGGUGAAUAAUUUUUAUGUGCAAUUUAAUCCUCUUUAAAUGAACCAUAUUUUCAUCAAGUGACUUUUUCCAUGUCAUUCCUAUGACAUCUAAUUUUAGGUAUUAAAUAUUGAGGGCACUUGAAAUCACUCAUCUUUCCAAAAACGUAGGCUAGCAUUUGUUUUGUCCAAUGCCUGAAAAAUUAUUCUAGAAAUUCAUUUCCCCUAGAGCAUUACCAUUAAGCUAAUUUGAAACAUUUGUCUAAAAUUAAACAAUACAUUUUAAUAAGAACAGCAGAGAACAUCUGGUUACUGAGAAAUCGUAGUUGUGGACACCUGACCUGAAAAAGCAUUUCAAACACCCCUACAGCACCCUUUAACCCUUCCGACUCCAGAAGCAAGUCGCAGCACCUCUUUUAUGGUAUUUUAGUAUGCGUCUUACAUUGCAACUUCCAUUCUCGUGUACUUCAGCCCAAAUCUCCGUAAGACAGAAGUCCAGCUAUAACUAUAACCUUGCUAGAUAGAGGUCACUUAUUCCAUUUGUCUGAUUCAAUCAAGUUACAUCAGGCAUUGAAAGCAAAUGCCCCUGUACUGCUUCAAAAAUUAAUCCCCGCCGUUGAAAAGUUGUGCUGUUAUUUUAGUGGCUUUAAUGAAGUGAAAUGAGUUACAGAAUCUUUAAUUUAACUUGAGCAAUAUAUCAAAAUCUUAUAUGCUUGAGCAUGGCCUUUGCCGUCUCUUACAGCCUCCUAGCUUCUUUCCUAACAUUUCUUUUUCUUUUAAAAAUACGUUUAAGCAAGAAGUCUCUUGAAACCACAUUAAAAAAAAUUAUAUAAAUUCCUGCUUAGCGCGUGCGAGUGUCGGCACCUGGCAUCGCCCCAGCGGUGCGUGCCUGGUGACUGCAAUCACCGGGUGCUUUCCAGCGGCGGCGCUGAGCCGCGCUCGCACUCGGGCCCAGGGCUUUCGAGGCGGGAGGAGGCAGGGAGCUUGCCGUACGGCUUUUAGCACAACGCUAGAAAUAAUAAUUACUAUUGGCAGAACUACUGCCUCUACAAUCCCUGUUUGCAUUCCUGGUACAAUCCAGCAACAACAACAGUUAUUUGAAGAGCAAGGUGAGGCUGUAAAGGUACCGGGCUCCAAUGAAGCAGUAAUGCUCUCAAGUAUUGGUGCAACCUAUUGGCACUUCGGUCCCUGUUUAGAAGCCGACUGCCGAAAUCAGAGAGCCGGAGUGUGACACCGUCGUGGCGUUACCUCUCGCUCCUCGAACAGCGUCAGCAGCUGUUGGAUUGCAAGGUGCUGUCUGACGCGAACAGGGGCAUUAAAGGCUGGCUCACACUUUGUAAUGUGGUUUAAAAUAAAUUUGUCUCAGCCAAGUAUUAGUGACACUAUAGCUAUUUACAGACUGCGCUGCAAGUCAGGCAAAAAAGUUGCAUCUUUUUCUAUAUGAAAGUAUAGCAAAGUAAGAGGCAAUGGGAAACUAACACCCAUUUUCUGGAAUAGGAGAAUAUUAGUAUUACAUGUUCUGAAUAUUCAUCAUCUUUUAAUAACAUUUCACUCUCUUUUUGAUCUCAGUAUGACCCUAGUAAUGAUUCUGUUCUGAACAGUUUUGAAGUCUUUCACAAAGCCUGUAGCUCGUCUUCGGUUUUGUAUUUCCUGUUUCUUACCGAUUACGUCUCUUACUGCUGUAGCCUUGGGAAAUGCUGCAAGGUGUCCCUGGAGCAUUAUGCAGCUAGUUACCUAGUGCUUCUUCCAUCCUUUUUAGUUACUUUUCUGUCGCUUAAUGAGAUCACUUUUCUAUCCCCUCCACUCUUAAAACAUUUGUUCCUGCAUGUCGCUUGUUUCAAUAAAACAUCAGGAUGUGUUUAAGCUUGCACGGGGGGAGUCUCACAGCCGUCAUUGUUAAGGUACGAUUGUUCCACACCAAAGCUGCUUCUGUCCUUUUAUCCCGCUGCUUGCCAGGCUCAGAUUUUGCCGACAGGCAGCUCGGCAGCAGGACUGUCACCUCACCGGCCGGGAUGUGGGAUGCCCUUUGCAGCUGUAGCCCAGAGCACGGGGCACUUUGUACUGCUGAGAAGCGGGAGCUGUAGCCGUGGCACACAGGGAAAACGAUAAAUGAAAUGGGAAAGUCAGCCAAAGCAGAAAUAAAAGAAGAGGUGUAUCCUCAGAGCUUCUCUCUCCUAAGCAGGGGAAGCUUUGAAGGAUUAUUACUGCUGUCUUUCAAGAAGUUUGCAUUUGUUUUGAGGAUAAGGAGAAGACCAAUUUGUAGAACUAUAAUUAAUUCCCUUCUCCAGCAGGUGAGACUGCAAACCAAGGACUUUUUUUUUUUUUUUUCCCUUAAAAGAGAGGUGUCUUUUAGACUCUCUGUUCUGUGAGGCCGGGAUCUCCUGAUGACCGAUGGCUGCAGAUGCCUCUGCAGGCCCCUGCAGGAGCUCCGGCUUGCUAAUACUGGUGUAGCGCUUGCUUGAGUUUUGCCAGUGCAAUGCAAUAUUGUUCUAAAUGUCACAUCAGGGGACAACGGAGCAGAUGAGGGGACUGAACUAUUGUGUGGAAGGGAACAUAUCACACAGCAAGUCAUUCACUGGAUUAGAAUAAAUCCUCUGGUCCUGGACUGUGAUCUCCCUGCAGCCCAGUGAACCAGUGCUGGGAUUUUUGUUGGGGCCGAAUGCAAAUGCUUGUUCAUAAGGACCAGGCUGAGACUGCCGAGCCCAACUGCUUUCAUGCCAGAGAAACAAAGCUUCAUCAUCCAGCUGAUGGCACUGUAAGAUCCCAGCUUCAUCAGGCUUUGAAUGGAAGGACCAAUUUAAGAGACUCAGUCUCUGUUAUCACUACUCUCCUACCUCAUGAUGCAAACACCUGUAAAGUUAAAUCCCAUUUUUAAAUAGCAAAAAACUGAUACUCCGGUCCGUAGCUUUGAGCAGCAGUCAUUAAUUCUCAUGGAUGGCUCCUACUUAUGUGUCGUUUAAUGUCUCCAGUCCCAGCCCCAGGGAGUUAAUUGAACCAGUAGAUUAAAAGCCAUGUAACGGAGAUGUGCUGAGGUUCAGCUGGCACCUGUAGUCGACAGGCAGUGCAGAGGAAAAUGGGAAGAUUUCAUGAAACACCUCCAAAGAGGGCAAAUUCCUGAAUAUGAACUUUGGAGGCAAAGAACAGCUGAGGGUGACGCGCCUGAGCCAGUCUGGCAAGAAUGGGCAGUGGCAGAUUACAAUUUGUGCCAGUGAUGGACACACACAGCAGCUCAGCUGGAGAGCAGGAGAGGGAACAUGCGCUUACCCUGCCUGCAAACAAACAAGCGGAUGCAAUCUUGGACCCGUGGAAGAGAAAUGAAGCCUCAGCAGGGGAAUUUCUGCAUGAAGACAAAUAGUCAGGAACUGAUUUCCUCCAAACUACUUUAUGCCAGCCUUACCCAGAGACGGCCAGAUUAUUUUUUUGAGACUAAAAGAAAGCACCAUGGUCAUCUAACUUAAACUCCUGGAGAGCAGAGACCUGACUUCCUACGUCCAGCCUGGUGGCAGCACCUGAACCAGAACAUUGCUUCCAGAAAAACAUCUAAAACCACCAGCAAUAAACCUGUUGCAAUCCUUGGUGACUUGUUCCCUCACCAUUAGAAACUUGCUUCUGCUCUGCCUUUGUACAGCUACAGCGUCACACCCUGACGGUCUUGUCUUUGCCUGUGGAUUUAAGAGUCUGUUCAAAUUUAUGUUCACCACGUAAGUACUUACGGGUUGCGAUCAAAGCACCACAUAAGCUCACUUUGAUACACAGCAGGGCCUGCGCUCUGACUCUCUAUGAGAUGUUUUCCAGUCUUUUAAUCAUUCCCCUCUCCAAAUCCUCUCCAGUUCCUGAGCCAGCGUGGUUGGGAGGCAAUGGCUGGAGCAAAGAGGAAGAUAAGUCCUACACUUCUGAAAAUGUUUCACUUUAACUCCUUUUUGCUGGCCAAUACCUGCUAGAGGCUGAAAAUUCAGCACAGCCAGGCAGACCGGACGGGUCUGUGGAGGACAUCGACGUUAGUAGCUGUUCAAGGACCGGACACCCGCUCCGCCUCUGCCUCCCGAUCUCCAGCCCCAGUAACAGAGGGGGCCGUUACCCAGUUCCUCACUCCAUGCAUGUUCAUGAGCUCCACUUCCCAGGCAGCUGCUUGGGACCGAGCUCUCCCUCCAGUUCAUCAGUGCCUGGCUGCUCACCUGAACAUUGCAGCUCCAAAACCAAGAGGGGAAUGAGCUCCCUGAUGGGUUUUAAGAUGACAAAACCUGUCUGUCUGUGACGGAGACUCACAGCCCUGCUCUGCACCUUUAGAAGCAGGACCUGCAGCAGAGGUAGCGCACGGGGCUGCUGCCAGAGGCCUUUUAAGCCUGUUUAACAACCUGAACUCUUUGCUAGAAUACAUCUGAUGCCAACUUGACUAAAACCAAACUUACCAAAAGGACAUGGUAAUAAAAGCUACUUUUGAUCGUGGACGUCAGCACAGAGUUAGAGGACGCUACUAACAGUGAUGAAUGCUACAGCUUCAGAGGUAACAAAGGACUAAACCAGCUGUUAAAAAAAAGAAGACAGACUUAGUGAAAUGGUGUUUGCUGGGCAAGAGACCAGUUGAAAGUGUUGCACUUUGCUGUAAUAAUAGA
Messenger RNA from Chroicocephalus ridibundus (black-headed gull), 10792 nucleotides. RefSeq names its product glycosyltransferase 1 domain containing 1 (gene GLT1D1). Lineage: Eukaryota; Metazoa; Chordata; Aves; Charadriiformes; Laridae. The transcript has 13 exons. Bases 208 to 1233 code for a protein of 341 amino acids. Gene Ontology annotation, molecular function: glycosyltransferase activity. The record is from RefSeq and is a predicted model, not a curated record.